Geodia barretti is the source of this 4086-nucleotide messenger RNA. NCBI's taxonomy places the organism in Eukaryota, Metazoa, Porifera, Demospongiae, Tetractinellida, Geodiidae. The record is from the annotation of a GenBank genome assembly.
CUCGGCCUGCGCGCAUGCGCACAAUGUCACGCGCUUGGUAAUAAGCCGGCCUGCCUGCGCUUUGAUGCCCUGCUGGUGCUAGAGCUAGAGAGAGAUCAUGGGGAACAUCGAAGUCAAAGCCGCGUCGGUGGAGCCCAAAACCUCCGUCUCGUUCACGCUCAACGGUGCCCCAGUGGACGUUCAGGGCGUGACGCCGUCGAUCACCCUCAACGACUGGCUGCGAUCCCAGCCGGGGCUGACGGGGACCAAGAAGAUGUGCGGCGAGGGUGGAUGCGGCUGCUGCGUCGUGGCAGUGUCUCUGCAGAGCCCCGUCACGCAGCAGGAGACCACCUUUGCUAUCAACUCCUGUCUCUGUCCCCUGCUGUCUGUAGAGGGCUGGAAAAUCACCACAGUUGAGGGCAUUGGGAGCUCCAAGGCAGGGUUUCACCCCAUACAGCAGAGGUUGGCCGAGUACAAUGGGAGCCAAUGUGGCUACUGCUCCCCUGGCUUUGUAAUGAACAUGUACAGUUUCUUGCAGCAAAACCCCGCUCCAUCUGCCGAGCAAAUUGCAGAUAUCUUUGAUGGGAACAUAUGCAGAUGUACAGGAUACAGACCGAUUCUUGAUGCAAUGACCUCGUUCAAAGCUGAAAAGGAGAAUGGAGUCAUAGAUAUUGAGGAGGUGCAGAAGAAGCUGUGCCCGAGAACCGGGAAGGCCUGCAGCAACCCCAGGUCCACGUGUACGGCACCGUACCUGGGUCCGACGAGGGAGCUUGUCACUCCGUCCGCCUGGUACGCCCCGUCCUCCCUGGCGGACCUCUUCUCCAUCUUCUCGGCCCACCCCGAGAGCAGCGUGAGGCUUGUGGCCGGAGACACUGGACGAGGUGUGUUCAAGAACCCUCCAGUUGCAGACGUGUACAUUGAUCUGAAGCAUAUUCCAGACCUAUACACUAGCACGUUGACAGAGAAAUCUCUGUUGGUGGGCAGUGCAGUUCCCCUGUCUGUCCUCAUUGGAUUACUGGAGACCAACAAGAACAGCUCUCCCUCCACUUUCUCCCAGCUAGCCCACCACCUCUCCAACAUUGCCAACCUCCCCGUUAGAAACGUUGGUUCCUGGGCUGGGAACCUGAUGUUGACUCACAACUAUGAUUUUUUUCCCCUCCGAUGUCUUUGUAGUGAUGGCUGCUGUGGGAGCCACUCUCUCUAUUGCCACCUCGUCCAGUACACAGUCAGUGUCACUGUGGGAUUUCCUCACUCUGGACAUGAGCAAAUCGGUGAUUGUGUCCAUGGAAAUUCCUUUUGCGAGCGCAGACACUGUCUUUCGUAGCUAUAAGAUCAUGCCAAGAUCUGAGAAUGCCCACGCGUAUGUGAAUGCGGCGUUCGUGAUGCAAUUCAACAGCAGCACUUCGACAGUAACCGGGGAACCGACUCUGGUGUUUGGAGGAAUUCAGGCCCAUGAUAUUCAAGCAACUCAAACUGCUGCUAUGUUGGAAGGAGCUAAUCUUCUGCAAAAAGACACACUGACCACUGCUCUGGCAAAACUUGAGGGUGAAAUAGUUCCAGUCACCACACCCGUUUCCUCCAGUGCCAAGUAUCUCAAGUCCCUUGCUAUAAGCCUCUUCUACAAGUACUAUCUGGCGGUCAUUUACGACCACGUGGACCCGCGAGUGCAGUCUGCCGCCGUUCCGUUCCAGCGACCGCUGUCAACUGGAACGCAGACCUACGGUACCAAACCCAGCGAGUACCCCGUCACAGAGCCGAUGACCAAACUAACCGCCUUACUCCAGACUUCAGGAGAGGCAGAGUACACGACUGACGUACCUCCACUUCCACACGAGUGUGCUGCCGCAUUUGUCCUCUCUCCUCAGGCCAAUUGCAAGAUAACUGGUGUCGACUUCUCUACAGCUGAGGGAAUGCCGGGGUUCAUCAAGGGGUUAACAGCUGCUGACAUUCCCGGGGACAAUAAUUUCAUGACCAUGGGGACUGCUGAACCAGUGCUGGUGUCUGAUGUAUGUGAGUAUGCUGGACAGGCAGUGGCUAUAGUAGUUGCAGAGACACAGCGCCAGGCUGAUGAGAUAGCGCUGGCAGUGAAGGUGAGCUACGAAUCUCAGGGAAAGCCCCUCCUCACCAUUGCCGAUGCCAUCGCUGCCGGGAGCUAUUUUGAGGACCCUGGAAGACAGCCAAUUGAAGUUGGCGAUGCCAAGGCUGCGAUAGCAAAGUCUGCCCGCACAGUAGAGGGAACCAUCUCCUGUGACUCCCAGUACCAUUUCCACAUGGAGACUCAGACGUCACUAGUGAUUCCAGAGGCGGAGGGCUACAUGGUGUACAGCUCUACUCAGUGGACCCAGAGAACUCAGGCUGCAGUGGCCGCAGUUCUGGGCAUCAACAACAGCAGUGUGGAUGUGAGUGUCAGGAGAGUGGGUGGGGCUUACGGAGGUAAGAUCACCCGUUCCCACUGGAUCGCUGCCGCAUGUGGACUGGCAGCUCACGCCACCGGGAGGCCGGUUCGAAUGCACCUGGACAUUGAUACAAACAUGAAGAUGAUCGGCAAAAGGAUCCCCUACUAUGCCACCUUCACCAUCGGCUGCACUGAAGAUGGCAUUCUCAAUGGUAUCGAGGCGACUGUCUACAAUAACUGUGGGUGGUGCAAUAACGACAAUGCAUUGGGGAUGGCCCUGGACCACAUUGAUAAUGCGUACUAUGUGCCCAACUGGCUGGUCACUCCCAAGGCCUGCAAGACUAACAUUGCAGCAAACACUGCCACCAGAUCUCCAGGUACGUGUCCUGGUAUAUUCAUCAUGGAGGGUAUGAUAGACCAGGUGGCCAGGACCCUUGGGCUUGACCCAGACACCGUCAGAAGAGCCAAUCUCUACAAGAAAGACCAGGUCACUCCAAUAGAUAUUCCUCUGACCUACUGCAACAUUUCUACUCUAUGGGACGAUUUGUACAGUUCUGCUGAGGUGGAGAGUCGAAAAGCCGCCGCUGCCAAAUUCAACGAGGAGAACCGUUGGCGUAAGCGAGGUUUGAGCGUGGUCCCAGUUCGGUUCUGGAUGGAGUGGGGCUGGGCCGUUCCCUACACCGUCCACAUCAAUAUCUACGCUGCAGACGGAACUGUAGCCAUUUGCCACGGAGGAGUUGAAGUGGGCCAGGGAAUCAACACAAAGGUGGCUCAGGUAGCUGCCAAAACCCUGGGUAUUCCCCUGGACACUAUCAGUGUGAAGCCAUCCAACACUCUCAUUGGACCCAAUGACAUCACCACUGGCGGGAGCAUUACCAGCGAGCUCUGCUGCCUGGGGACUCUGAGGGCAUGUAAUGAACUAAACGAGAGGAUUUCCCCCGUGAGAGCAGCUAAUCCAAAAGCAACCUGGAAGGAGCUGGUGGCCGCUUGUAAUGACCAAGGAGUCAACCUCUCUGUGGAAAACUUUGUUGAAGAGAAGACGGACUACCAGUAUUCCUACAAUGCCUAUGGAGUGGGUUGUACUGAGGUGGAGAUUGACGUCCUCACUGGAGAGCUGCAGAUUCUCCGAGUGGACAUUCUCUAUGACUGCGGCGACAGUAUCAACCCUGACAUUGAUGUGGGCCAGGUUGAAGGUGCAUUUACCAUGGGUCUCGGCUACUGGCUUACAGAGAAGCUCAUAUUUGACCAGGAUUCGGGGCAACUGCUCACACACAACACAUGGGUAUAUCAUUAAUUUCUAGACGUUUUUAAAUCCAAGAUAAAAUGGUAUAUGCUGGUAUUAUUGCAGGAGUACAAGCCACCAGCUUCCAAGGAUAUCCCGAUUGAUUUCAGGAUUGCCCUGUUGCGUGAUGCCCCAAACCCCAUUGGAAUUCUGGGCACGAAAGGUGUGGGAGAGCCCCCGCUGUGCUUGAGCUGCUCGGCUCUGUUUGCAAUCAAGAGAGCCAUUGAGAACUUCCGUGCAGAAAUCAAGGCUGACACAGUCUUCACACUUGAUGGUCCAGCAACUGUGGAGAUCACCCAACAAGAUUGCCUUGUGGAUCCAUCAGAAUUUUACUUUUGAGUCAACGAUAACUUUUGUGACAUUGCCAAUAUUUAUUGUAUUUGCCACUUAGUGAUUAAUGUGUACUGAUUAUUAUGAAAACGACUAUGUG